AUGUUGGAGGCAAAGUCAUCCACCUGGUGGAACGCGCACCUCCCCAGACCCAGUCGCCCUCAGGAGGGCCUUCAGGAGCAGGCUUGUCCUCCGCCCCUCACAACAACACGGGACCCCGGGGGUCAGGUUCCACUGUCCAUGACCGCAACGCCAACAGUUACGUUAUGGUGGGAACCUUCAACUUACCAGUAAGCAUUAUGGACCCACAGCCACCCACACAAAACGAUGGAUCGUCUGUGGACGUUCAUAUAAAUAUGGACCAGGCUCCUAUUCAGAGUGAACCUCGUGUCCGUCUUGUUAUGGCCCAGCAUAUGUUACGGGACAUUCAAGGUAUCCUGAACCGACUAGAGGGUAACACCAGUGACCAUAGUGCUGUGGGAUCCGAGGAUACGCCAUCUGGCAGCCCGACUGAAAGGGAGCCAAUGACGGGCACCGAAUCAGAGCCUCCCCAGGAGCCCACGCCAGCAGAGGAAACGCCGCCCUCUGGGAGUGAGCCUCCCCCGGGGACUGAAGCAGCUGCCCCCAACCACCCGUCACCUGGAGAGUAUGUGGAGGUUCUGGGCGAGCUUCGUGGGUUGGAGAGCAGACUCCAGCCUUUCCUGCAGAGAUACGAGGAGGUCCUGGGAACUGCUGGCACUGCCGACUACAACAACAAUACGGAAGGGCGCGAAGAGGACCAACGUAUUAUCAACCUGGUGGGAGAGUCGCUGCGCCUGCUGGGUAACACCUUCGUCGCCCUCUCGGACUUGCGCUGCAAUCUCUCCUGCAGCGCCCCCCGCCACCUCCACGUGGUGCGGCCGAUGUCCCAUUACACAGCUCCCAUGGUCCUGCAGCAAGCCGCCAUCCCUAUCCAGAUUAACGUUGGAACCACCGUCACCAUGACGGGAAACGGUGGCCGUACCGUCCAGACCAACCUAGAAGGCUCGGCUGCUGCUGCUGCUGCCGCUGCUGCUGCCCAAGCCGCUCCCACAGCUCAGCCUCGCACUUCCAGUCCCGUGGAGUCGACUCAGCCCUCCGAAGGCUCACCUCCUUCCCACUCCCCGGGGGUCACCCCUGUCCCGCCGCAGGCCUCUCAACCCGGGCACCCCCGUGUCAUCCGCAUUUCACACCAGACAGUCGAGCCUAUGGUUAUGAUGCACAUGAACAUACAGGACUCCAGCUCCCAGUUGGGCAGUGGCAGUGCCGGUGGAGUGCCAUCAAUGGGACCCGCUGGUUCAACCGGACACUCCCAAGGGAUGGGUAGCGGUGCCCACAUGCCUCUACCCAGCCUCCCACCGGAGUUCAUGCAGGCGGUUGCCCACCAGAUAACACAACAAGCCAUGGCAGCAGCAGCCUCAGCAGCUACAG
Molecule: messenger RNA, 1347 nt
Organism: Thamnophis sirtalis
Lineage: Eukaryota; Metazoa; Chordata; Lepidosauria; Squamata; Natricidae
Source: RefSeq, a predicted model, not a curated record